AUGCCAAGAAUUAAACAAGUUGAUGUAUUCACCAAUGUCAAAUAUUUGGGUAAUCCAGUUGCCGUUAUUUAUGAUAGUGAUAAUUUAACCACUCAAGAAAUGCAAAAAAUUGCUCGAUGGACAAAUUUAUCAGAAACAACAUUUAUAUUGACUCCAAAAUCAUCAAUUGCUGAUUAUAGUAUUAGAAUUUUCACUUCUGGUGGGAAUGAAUUACCAUUUGCUGGUCAUCCUACUUUAGGUACUGCAUUUGCAUUAUUGGAAGAUGGUAAAAUAAAACCAAAUGACAAUGGACAAAUAAUUCAAGAAUGUGGUGCUGGAUUAGUGAAAAUAUCCGUUGAAAAAACACCUAAUAAUAAUAGUAAUAAUAAUAAUAAUAAUAGUAAUGAGUUGCCGUUUUUGUUAUCUUUUCAAUUACCAUAUUUCAAAUUUCAUGAAAUUGAUGACAAAGUAAUUGAGGAAUUACAACAUUCAUGGAAUGGAACCAAUAUUAUUGGUAAACCGGUACUUAUUGAUGCUGGUCCAAAAUGGGCAGUUUUCCAACUUGGCUCCGGUAAAGAAGUAUUAGACUUGAAUGUUGAUUUAGCACAAAUUGAGCGAUUAAGUUUAGAAAAUGGUUGGACAGGAAUUGGUGUCUUUGGAAAACAUAAUGAAAAUGGUGAUUCGGUCGAAUUGAGAAAUAUUGCUCCUGCUGUUGGAGUCGCUGAAGAUCCUGCUUGCGGAAGUGGAUCAGGUGCUAUUGGAGCAUAUUUGGCAAAUCACGUUUUCAAUGAAAAGGAAAAAUUUACAAUUGAUAUUUCUCAAGGUAAACCAAUUGAAAGAGGUGCUAAGAUUCAAGUUAAAGUUAAUCGUCUUAGCACCAAAAAUGGUGAUUUAUCUAUUCAUGUUGGUGGUCAUGCCAUCACUUGUUUCGAAGGUACUUAUUCUAUUUAA
Candida albicans SC5314 is the source of this 930-nucleotide messenger RNA. RefSeq lists its product as uncharacterized. The record is from RefSeq and is a predicted model, not a curated record. Gene Ontology annotation, biological process: biosynthetic process. NCBI's taxonomy places the organism in Eukaryota, Fungi, Ascomycota, Pichiomycetes, Serinales, Debaryomycetaceae. Bases 1 to 930 code for a protein of 309 amino acids. Gene Ontology annotation, molecular function: isomerase activity. The transcript has a single exon. Gene Ontology annotation, cellular component: cytoplasm.